This is a messenger RNA of Glarea lozoyensis ATCC 20868, 477 nucleotides long. RefSeq names its product DTD-like protein. The record is from RefSeq and is a predicted model, not a curated record. The transcript is spliced from 7 exons. The coding region runs from base 1 to 477 and encodes 158 amino acids. Gene Ontology annotation, cellular component: cytoplasm. NCBI's taxonomy places the organism in Eukaryota, Fungi, Ascomycota, Leotiomycetes, Helotiales, Helotiaceae. Gene Ontology annotation, biological process: tRNA metabolic process. Gene Ontology annotation, molecular function: D-tyrosyl-tRNA(Tyr) deacylase activity.
AUGAAAGCAAUUCUUCAGCGCGUCCUCUCUGCCUCUGUUACGGUCGACCAGCAGCUCAUAUCCUCAAUUGGAAAAGGCAUCUUGGUCUUUGCAGCUGUUGCGCCUGGGGAUACUGAGAAGGAUGUGGAAACUCUAGCAACCAAGGUCUUAAAAAUGCGUCUGUGGGAUGAUGAGUCUGGUGGUAGGUGGAAGAAAAGUGUCCAAGAUAUUGAUGGAGAGGUUCUUUGUGUUUCGCAAUUCACAUUGCUUGCUGUGACCAAAAAAGGCACAAAACCAGACUUCCACGGGGCAUUAGGAGGGGACAAAGCCAAGGAACUGUAUCAACUAUUCGUCAAAAAAGUGGAACAAGGCUAUGCUGCAGAGAGGGUGAAAGAUGGAGUGUUCCAGGCUAUGAUGGAAGUGGCAUUGGUAAAUGACGGACCGGUGACGUUAGAAAUGUCGGUUGGACCUAGUGGUGAGAAGGCCUCUAGUAAUUGA